CUCUAUAGCUACAACACCAGUCAUCCAUUAAUUUUAGCGUUUCAGCUGAGCAACACAUAGUAGACGUUGCGUCUCAAAUGAACCUCAUUCGUUGGGUAGAAGUGACCACUCGUCAUCUCCCGUCUCACUCGGUGUGCGGAGGAGCAGAAGGAGGCGAAUGGAGACCAAAAAUGCUGGAAACGUACGUUGGACGUACAGUAGACGAACACGUCGUGGGAAAAAUCGUUCCGUUUUCUGACUGCAUCUGUAUUGCACGAAAUGGGAGAGAACAACACAUUAGUCGCUUGCAGGAGCCCGGUGGCGCUGCGGUUUAUGAGGUGCUCACAUUUCAACCGCCAGAUGCACGGCAACCUGCGGAUGUGAGUCUUGAUUGGAUUGAAGCCAGAGGCAAUGAGAUACCUGCCGGUGCUGUGGAGGGAGGUCUGGAGAAUGGUGUGGUGACCUACAUAGGACGGCGGAAUGCUGAAUCACAGAAGUUGUGUGGAAAAGUCAAUUCCAACGAGGGCUGUUUGAUUGUCACUUGGAACGGAAGGGAACUAAGGUAUACGGAUUAUGAGUUGCUGGUAUUGAAGGACGUAGAUAAAUACACGUUGAACGAUGUGAUGUAUGACAUGAGUCAAGUGAAGAAAAUUCCUAGUGGAGAAAUGGUGACAGUUAGCUCACAUGCUAUCAGGAAUGAUGAAGUUAAUGACAGAGAAGUGGCUCAAGAGGUUUACUGCAGCAGGGAGGAUUCUCAUAGUUGGACACAGGCAGAAAGCAAGGGUUGUGGCAUUCUCAAAGGCAUUGUGACUGAUGUGAAUGCUUCGUGUCCUGUUAUUACAACCAAAGGUACACUUGAUGAGCUGAGUGAAGGGACACAUAGUCAACUGUGGGAUGACAAAGUGACAAUUGUGAGGACAAACAGAUUGCUGAUCAAAUACUUUGUGCCUACGAAACACACUGUGAGUGCAGGCAUCGUUGUGACUGACAUGGAUGUUGAGAUUCCAUACACGGGAGCUUUGAUCAAGUACUAUAAAAAUGGGGUUCAGCCUGAUUCCAGUGUAGUUCGUGGAGUCUACAAAGGUGUACUCAAGCAAAUUGAUAUUCGGUAUGGAGACUGUAUUCCCCUUAGUCACAACGAUCCUGCUACCACCCCUACUGAUAGAGAUGUGACAGAGAACAGAUAUGUAGCAGAUAAUACAUUGUCUACUCCCAUAUUGUCGUUACCAUCAGGUUCUGUUAGCAAUCGUUGUGAUGCAAGUGUCGACAGCAGCAAAGAAACAGGCAGCUUGGGUGGUUUCAAUGACAAAGUGAACGAUAAACAAGAGAGUACAAACAAAGAAACGGAACAAAGGUAUGCAGAUCCUGCAAGAAGAGAUUGUAACUCAACAGUGGACAGUGGGGAAAAUGCAUUGUUGGCAACCGAUGUUGAAACUGCUGCAACUACUGGAAAUGCAAGCAAAUUACUCGAAAAUGAUAACAUUAACGAGCUAGUGGGCAUUGUAAUUGGGAUUGAAAAUCAAGCUGGUGAAGAUGAUGAUCAAAGGUUACAAGUGAAUGGUGAAAUGGCUGAUCAAGACACUACAGUUGGCAGUCAGCAAACUGAGAAAAUGGACGUUAAUAUUUUGACCAAUGACUCUUCAGGAAAAUCAACUCAAGCUACAGUCAAUAGCCAAACAACUAACAUAUGGAAUUCAUCUACCAUUAGUAGCACUGAAGCUGAUGCCAUUAUUUAUCCACCCACUGGAGACCAGAAAACUGUAAUACCAUCUCCAGCAAGCACGAGGCAAGUGUCAGUCAUACCAGCAAGUAGCUGUGAUAAAUCUGAGAAUUUGAAUCAGACGAAUCCUUUUGGAAUGUUACAUUCACAUGCUAAGGAGUCAAACACAAAUGUUCAGGAAGGACAAACCAAUGGGAAGCAUCCAGUGGAAACAGACAUUGAUGCCGAUAUUAUUGGCGAGGAGGAUAGUCGUUUCCCUGCUCCAUUGCAAAGUUCAAAGAACUCUGGAUAUGACACUUCACCUAACCCACCAAGCGAGGAGCCACUGAUGGGGUCACAUGAAAGUUACAGUAAAGUCAAUAAUUUUGAUGGCACCCAAAAAGAAGACGUAUCUUCUCGUUGUUGUGACAGCGGAUGCUGCACCGUACUUUGAAAGAACUUGCAUGUACACUUGUUGACUAUGUCAAACCAUAUGCCUCUAAAUUCACGCAAGUGUUACACGCUGUUUUUUAUGUCAGGUUUACUGUAACAUGCUCUUUUCAAAGUGUCUUGCGCUGUAGUAGUCUAGUUAUUCGGUGAUUUGCCCAACUGUUUUGUUUUUUUGUUUCAAUCUACAAUGCUUUUCAUCUGUCUUAGU
Corticium candelabrum is the source of this 2336-nucleotide messenger RNA. RefSeq lists its product as uncharacterized. Lineage: Eukaryota; Metazoa; Porifera; Homoscleromorpha; Homosclerophorida; Plakinidae. The transcript has a single exon. The record is from RefSeq and is a predicted model, not a curated record. Bases 78 to 2132 code for a protein of 684 amino acids.